Molecule: messenger RNA, 10732 nt
Organism: Cinara cedri
Lineage: Eukaryota; Metazoa; Arthropoda; Insecta; Hemiptera; Aphididae
Source: the annotation of a GenBank genome assembly
CGGAGCUGUUGCUGUUGCUGCUGACCCAGUUUUGCGGUUGCCGCCGUCGGUGUCCAGCCGCUCAGUUAGUCUCGCGUGCGACACCCGGCCGAACUCAGUCAAACCCAUGUGCGUGGUCGUGCGCGCCCCUACAGUGUACUGCAUGUGGACGACUCAUGUACUUAAAGAUACUACUCCUUUGGGCAGUAAGUAACAUUAUUAUUAUUAUUAUAAUAUAAUAGUACGUGCAUGUUAUAAUAUCCGUAAUCUCGCAUCCGCGGGUGCAGUGACGUGUGGCCAGCCGUGGGUAGACCGGAUUUAAAAUGUCUACGCACGAAGAGGUGUUUUGAUUUUUUUUGGAUCUACCUAGCGAAAAAAAAAUUCUAUACUUCCCUUGUAAAAAAAAGAAUCGGUAUUCCUCUGUUAUCGAUCAAAUCUACUCGGAGUUGCCCUGUAAAAAAAUUGAGGUUUUAUAGAAAAAAAAAUGUCUUGUCCGAUUGUAAACCGGUAAAUUCGACCGUGCGCGUACGCGAAUUUAUUGUGUAGGUACCUGUAGUUUGUGCGUACUUGCUCGUUCGGCCCGUGCCAAUUAAUUCAAAUAAUAGACUUUCGCAAUGGUUUGGCAAGACGACCACCGUAGAUUGGAUGGCAUAAUGGAUGUCGUCGAAUCUUUCCGUGUACCCGUAUAACGAAAUAAUAUCAUUAAAGCCGCGUGUUGUCGCGGAACUGGAAGAACUAUAUGGGCAAGGCAGGGUGAAGGUCGGAGCUUCACCUUUCUGACACGAACGUGCACGAGCGCACUCGUUUGAGUGGAUACCAAACUGGACCGGACUGGUCCUCGACCCCCGGAUUAAUAAUAUUAUCUAACCAUCGAAAUUAUCCCAUGCGAUUCUGUGUCGUAGGUAUAUUAUGAUGUCAACCGAGGAUCGCUGACAAAAACUUUCCGGGAACGAUUUAGACGACCACACUAUUAUUUUAUCACUAAGCAAAGGAUUAAAACAUUACCAAAUGAUUUGUCUCAGGGGAAGACAAAUAUAGAGAAAAAUUACAUUUUUAUUUCCAUCCUUUUCCAUCACUGGAAAAAAUACUUUUUAUUUUUUCACUUUUUAAAAUGUUCAAAAUAGCCAUUUUGUAAAAUAUAUUAUUCCAAAAAUUUAAAUGUACCAUAUAUUCAUAUCCGAUUAGUAUCUUUUAUUAAUAUUCAAUAGACGAUAUGUAAUUACCGUGCUGGUUGUGAUAACGUAUCACGUAACGUGUUGUUCUAUUGAAAAUUAAUUGUUUUCACAACUAUUUCCUUGAAAUUAAAACAUAUAUUACAAAGAAACUAUUGAUCGAAUAUGUAAGUAUGAUAUAUUAAAAUUUUUAGAAUAAUAUGUUUAACAAAUUGACUAUUUUGAAAAUUUUAAAAAUAAAAAGUUAUUUUUUUUAGUUAUUUUGAGAUGAAAAUAAAAAUUUAAUUUUUCUGUUCCCAUAAUAUGAAAACCCAACUGAAAAAUUGUUUUUUUACACCCGGUAUCUACGGAUAAAGUACACAGGACACGUGAACACGUGGACAGUUAUACCUAUAACAUAUAAAAUCAAGUCUACCAUAAAAAAAACUUUUUAAAAAAUAAAUGUUUCAUUCUAUCGUGUUUUCCGUGACGACUAUGUCUUACUGGUAGUAAUAUGUAUUUAGGGUUAAGAAAAGUGCCUCUUAGUUUCUUUUACUCGAUGAUGAACUGGAUUCGUCUCUCAAAUCUCAAUCCAUAAGUCUAUAGUAGAGCUCAUAAAAUGUGAGUGUUGGGAGACGGGGGUCUCGUUUCCAAUGGCAAUUUUACCCAACAGCUACAAACAUGUGUUCCCUCGACCCCUCCAAAGAAAAAUAUUAUGAGCAUGACUUAUAAGUGAUAGACGCGGUGGUAAAAACAAUAUCACAAUACUGAGAAUCAAAGCCGUAAUUGGGAGGGUCCAGGGGUCUGGGCCUUCCCUCCUUCCCCCGACAUUUUUAAAAGUAGAAUACUUUUAGUAGUGAACAUAGUUUAUUCACUAUAAUUGUAUAAAGAAUAAUUUUAUAUUUUUCAGCAAUAAAGAGGUUUUAUAUUUUUAACGUAAAAAUGAUUAGCGUCCAGUAUCUUUAUUAAAAAACUGUUGGAUCCCCCCCCCAAAAUUUGUUUCCAGUUAUGGCCUUGCUGAGAACCCCAAUAUUUGAAUUCUGCUAUUGGCUACCAGCGCCCACUUUUUGUGAGCAUGACUAUAUGCGUAUACAGCUUAAUAAUUAAAAAUAAUACACAAUUGUAGGUUUGAAAAUAUUCGUGAAACGUCGUGAUCGAAAAUUCUUGACUUGUCAUUCCAGACAAGUUCAAACGUCCAUCAUUAUAUAACAAUAUAAACGAUUAGACGAUGACCACAGACAGAGGUCGUCGAAUCGGCGAAUUUAUCGUGAAACUAUAUAUCGUCAGUUACCCAACAUAACCUCGUAAGUCGUUUUUUUUUUGUGUGUGUCUGAAAUAAUUUUUCUAUCAUAGAUGUUAUUCCGUUCAAAAACUUUAUAAGGACUUUCUUAAAGAAUUUUUAUCCAGUUAUUGUAUUGAGAAGGUCAAGUUUUUAUUUUUCUCGUAGUUGUCUUAAUAACAGUUUUAUUGCUACAGUAGUGUACAAUUUAUUAAAAUAGACCAUACGAGGUUUUGCCGGGUAAUCGUGAUAUAUAUUUUAUGAUAUUGUUUCAAUAAUAACUAUAUCCGUUAUUCUAUGUAUAUUAUAUGUAUACAUAAAUAUUGCAAUGCAUCUAUAAUACGAAUUAUUCAUUCGUCCUUGUAAGAAGCAGACUCAUCGGGAGGUCUUUGACUGCAGCAUUCGCGUAUACAACUAUUACUAUUAUGAUUAUUAGCUAUACAUUAUGUUUAUUUGUUCUAACGAAAAAUCGUGGGCGGCGUUUUCACAUAAGUGAUGUGAACAUACAUAGGUAUAUAUCUAUAAUCUAUAUAAUUGUCUGCAAACAUUAAUAGGAAAUUUGAUCGUUUUCUUUUCGACAUCAUGGAACCGUAACUAAAUCAAACAUCGUAUCCAUUAUAUUAUGGCACCUAUAUAUAUAUACGUAUAUUAAGCGUAUAAUGUAUUAAGUAUAUUAUGUUUCAUUGGACGAAAACAUAAUCGUUGUCCAUUCAUCGGAAAUGUUGAGGCACCUUGACAUUGUAUGCACAAUAAAAAUCACCGUCGGCCGCCACAUGGCACAGUUUCCAAUGCCAACGUUUAACUUUCACGGCUCCUUUCUUCUGCCCGACAUACACCGCUCUUGUAUGUAGUAUAUUAUAUUAUAUAUGUUCAACAUCACACAAAGCAGGUCAUUUCUCUAUUAAAUUGCAAAAUUACGUACAAAUUAGAUAUUAUAAUAGGUAUCAAUAUAUAAUAAUGUGUUUAUUUUCUUUAAAUUAUUAUCGUUACCAUCACAUUGGCAAAUAGCCGAAAUAUUAUUUUUUUUUUUAAAGGGGGGGCUUACAUCUUAUACUUAGUAUUUACUUAAUAAAUACAUGGUUUGGCUGAGUUUUGCGUGUAAAGUUCUCCCCUCCCCCUAUUUGCUCCUAUGAUUGUUUAAUUAUGAAAUAAUAAUAAUUCUACAUAUAUAUAUAUUUAUUAUAAAACAAUAUGUCUUGUUUUUUAGCUGCCGUUAGAGCUCAAUGGUUACGGAUAUGAUGGUUACAGUACCUGCACGAAACCGUAUAGAAAUGCUAAAGCCAAAUUUCCGGAUUUACCAUGUGAUUUUAACAGUCAAUCGUGGUGCAUGGUGCCCGGAUCGACGUACCCAUGGUAAAAAUACAUGUUAUAAUAUUAUGUGCAUUAUAAUAUCUUAUUAUAUUCUUAUGUAUAUAAAAGGUCAUAUACAUCUGUCUGUGUGUAACGCUUUUUCCCCUCAUACUUAGAACGUUAAUUGUGGUGAUUAGGUUGAAAUUAGAACUAAAACAUAUAUGACAAAAUUUAAAGAGAAUAUUUACGAGAGCUGUUUUCUUAAAAAAAAUAUAUAUCAUAUAAAAAAGUUAUAUCAGUGUUAUUUUUUGAAUUUUUAAUUCUUUAAACUUUCUUAUUAUUAUUUUUCAUUAAAUUUCAAUUUCAUCCAAUCUAAACUAUACUCUGAAUAGUCUAAAUAACGUAAUUUUGUUAUGUCGUGCAUUAGUAAGACGGAGAAACACAUGCAGGUAUGUGGACAUCCUCUUAACUAACAAAUUGUAGAUUUUUUCUCAUCCCACAUAUUAUAAUCAUUUAUAUGUAAUAAUUACGACCAGUGGCACCGAAGUUAAUUUUUACAGGCGGGACAAAGCAUAUAUUGUGGUACCCACCCAGGUGCCUUUACCUAACCUAACCUAACCCAAUUCCUAAGCAAAAAAAAAAUUUCAUAUUUUGACUAAAUUUUCAAAUUAUUUUAUAAUUGAUAAUUCAUAAAUAUGAUUAAGGAAUGUAAGAUUAAUUUAAAGUGAAAUUUUGAAAUCCAAAAGAGUUUGUCAAAUUUAGUAGUUACUUACUUUAAAAAUUUGGAUAGAUUGAAGUUCAAUCCUAACAUAAAAUACCAAAUUUCACUUUUACGCCAUAAUUUUUAUAAAAUGAGUAUGCCUUCCACUCAAAAAAAUACUCUACCAUACUAAGUAACGAUUUUUAACGACUGUCGAACGCAGCACAAUGCUAUUAAUCGGUCCCCUGAACCAAUUUUAAACAUUUCAAUAACCCACCAUAUGUGAUGGGAAUUGGGAAUACAACUAUAUUAGUAUUAUAUAAAAGUCUGAAUGACUAAACUUUUAGAAACUAAUACACCCCUCUUCCGUUGUAUUUAUACCUGAAAAUAUAACGUAGUUUUACCGAAGGUUGUAAUUAUUAUUAUUUUGCCAGUGAAAAAAAUUCGCCCAUUAUAUAUUGUUUGUCAUGAUUUAUGUAACACGCGCGCAUAAAUGUAGGUGAAAGUAUGUCUAAUGUGACAUGCGAAUGAGUGAAAGUUCUAGAUUUAAACUGUGAAGUGCUUAUUGUAUAGGCGCGAGUAUUCGGGAUUUGAUGAGACACGUAUUUUGUAGGGACACGUGGUGAAAGUAUAUGUUUUCGAGGAAAACACGAGUAAGUACAUAACAUUUUCAUCUAUGACAAAAAUUCCUGAAUUUUUUGUCGAGUCAAGGCUAAUCAAUUCGGUUUUUUUAGGCUUAUAUAAUAUCGUCGUAAAUAAAUGUACCUAACAGAACUUUGAAUUAAUCCUUUCAUUUAGUUUACUUUAUAUUGUUACUAUAUUUUUAACAUUUUAUACGAAGUUACAUAUUUUCGGUUCCGAAAUAUCAUAAUAGUAUAUUUAAUUGUUUUAGUUUAUUUUUUGAAGUUUUACGCUGCACUACGUUUGGCUCUUUUUUUCUGUGUACUCUUAUAUAUAGGGAAAAAAUAUUUUACAAUGUGUAAGCUUCUAAUAUCAUUAUCGUCUCUUCAUAAAAUAUCUAAGAACUCUUUACAAGUAUAGCCGAGAUGAUAGAACAAGAGUAAUAUUCUUUAUUUUAUUAAUUUUAUUUCAUUACUUGUUUAGUAAUAAUCUUCGUUUCUCAAUUAUAUACCCAACUCGACACGGUCUCCUGCAUCAUCUAUAAGCAAUCACCUUAGCAAAACCUUGUAUCAUUCAAUUAUAUUUAUAAUUCAUACUUAUAACUCAUCAUAACCAUUGCCUUUUUAAUCUUCUUCAUUGCCUCCGCGACUUCUUUUCCGAAUUAUGUUAAGGGUUUUAGUUGAACAUUAAUUUAUCAUACACAUUCAACAUUGUACACUUAUGAUAUAAUAAUUCGUUUAUAUUUUAGUAGGUAUAAAUAACAUACUCAAUAUUUACUUCCGUGAAUGUUGUAAAAACAUUUUACUAUAAUUUAAUUAUAUCAUGCUUUAUAAUUUAAUCGGGUUUCGUGCGUAUUUCGGAGUAGGUAUCUAGAUUCGUACAUUUUAGUAGAUAUUAAUUUAAAGAUUGAAUUUGUUAAAAAUAAAUUAUUUUAUAUACUUAAUAAAAUACGUUAAAUUCGUCAGUCUCUUGUAAAUUUCCAUUAUAUCAUGAUAAAUCUAAUAUAUUAUAGAUUCUGUUUGGAGGGAGGAAUAUUUUGAUGUGAUACAAUGAUAUUUAUUUUUAAAAAUGUUUUCUUAUAUUUUUUUUAUGCUGUGUACAAGAAUCUUAACAGAAAUUUUGCUUCAAUGUAUCAAGUGUAAUAUCUUUUUUGAAAGAUAAUUCUAUCGGUACCUUAAAAGGUCAUUUUUUGAUUUUUCAAGCAAUUUUCAUAAUAAUUAAGAAAAACCUGGAAAAUAUUCGAAAAUAAUGCUUUUGUUAUUUUUAUUUUGUUAUUUAUGUUGUAAUUCAGUUCAAAAUGUCUGUACAAAUUUUAAAUUUAGACCGAAAACUUAUAUUUGUUUUUUCUAGAGGUGGUAAAAUUUUCAAAACAUUUGAGCUAUUUAUAGACGCGUUCUUUACGUAAUUUUUAUUUGGUAGUUCCUUUAUGGAUAAAAUUGUUAGAUCGAACAGUAAUACUUGACAAUUUUCAACAAGAAAAAGAUAAGCAUUUAAUGAGAUUUAAUGUAGCAUUUUUUAUACAAGAAUUUUAAUAUCAAAUUUUUACGAUAAAAUCUUAUAUAUUACGAUAUUUUAAAAUAUGUAAAACCGAACUCUCCUCGGAAUAAUUUUUCGUUAACAAUGAUUAAUCAUUGCGUACAGAUAUGCUUAUAUAUUAAAUAUCCUUCUAUAUAUUCUACCUUCCCAACUUCUUACCUACAACAGUGGCCCAACCAUCGUGUGAAGUAUGUCUGUUUAUUUUAGAUUUUGAAUGUGACGAAGAAUGUAUUGGUUUUACAAAGAUGUUUAUUUAUUAUUAUUUUUUUUUAAUAUUAUUUUAUAAUAUUAUAAUAAUAUUUUUGGCUUUUAAAUGUGCCUACGCAUAGGUUAGAACCUGUUGUAAAUGAAUGGCACAUUUUUGAUAUUAUCCCACGGUAAUAUGAAAAUAGGUUGUAUUUAGGUAUAUUUGCAGUUUACUGAGAAAACUAGACUAAGUAGGUAUAACAUAAUUGUAAGUUAUACACAUACAUAUUUAUAAUAUCAUAUUAUUAUAACUAUAAGAAUAUAUCUGAUAUAAUAUAUUAAACAUACAUCGUUACAGCUACAAUUAGUAUAGCCUGGAAAUGGUUGUUAAACUUUUGACACACUUUACUAUCAUUUAUAGACUGUUAAAGAUCAAUUUGUGACAUGUUUAUAGUUAAUUUCUUCCGGAUAACGUAUUAUAAGUGUAUAGUGAUGUCAAACAAUUGGCUGUAAAUGUAAAACCCUAGCGAUUAUAUAACGUAACAUUAUACGACCUUGAAGUUAAAAAAAAUAUCCAAUAAAGAUUGGCUAUACAUUUGGUAAAUUGUAUAAAUAUUUUUAAUAUUAUAAUGUUAAAAAAUUAUAUUUUUAUAAUCCAAAGUUUUUAAUUUUUUAAGAGUCAACGUACAAAAUCCGUGUAGGCAAUCAGAUAGUGUGCAUGACCAAACAUCCCGAUUCAGGCACGACAGUACCGAUUUUUAAUGGGGCGUUAAACUUUUAUGUCUAGUCGGAACUAUAAAAGUUACCAAUUCUCAUUAAACGCCCAACUUUUUUCCCGAUUUCAUAAUUUCAAUGCAAUGUUUUAUAUUAAUACAAACUGUAUAUAACCGUCCAAUAGUAUUAUUUAUUAUGUUAUCGGACUAUUUGUAUUUAUUACACUAGUGUAUAGUGCUCAAUAGUGCAUUUAUCCAUUAACAGUUAUUACUAUUAUCAUUUUUGUAUUUUUUCAAUUGCAAACAUCUAAACAAUUAUCUGUUUAUUAAAAACUGUUUAAUAUUUUGUAGAGUAAUAUUAAGGUUUUCGUAAUAAAGUUAUAUAUUUAUUUUAAGAUCACAAAACUAUGUUUGUAUAAUUUUAUUUUUAUAUUUUUAUUUUAUUUAUACCGGUUCUCACGCAGUAUUCUCACCAUCCCAUUUCCUUACUACCUUGUCACUUGCUUAACCAAGCUUUGUGAUUAUAGACAUUUUAUUUAGGAGGUGGCUUUCAAGCAUAAUAACAUAAUAAUAAAAUUAACCCUCCCAAAGUUUUUUACUCUCGCUAAGACGUGUUUAUGUCACAUUAACUAAAGAGGCUAACAGCCCCACCAUAGGGCAACGAUAAACCAUUGCUAACGAAAAGUGAUGUUGAGCGAAGUUCAUUUAAACAUGAUUUGAAAGGCCGUAAUAUUUUCAUAUUUUCAUUAAAACUUAAUUUUAAAACCAUUUAAAAAAAAAAAAAUUAAAAAUGGUUUUUUCAUGUAUUCAGUUAAAAAUAUUCGCAGACUUGAAAUUUCGUUAGAAGAAUUUUUUUUACCUUUUUUUAAAUAAACUUUAUUUUUUCAAUUUUUUAAUAAAAAAAAUUAAUUCGAAACAAAAUAUUUGAAGUCCUCUUCCCUGUGAGUAAUAUAUAUAUAUAUAUAAAAAAAAAAACAGAACUUGGUUAUAUUUUUUAUCUCCAGAAAUAUUCAAGGGUUCAAGGGGUAUAUCUUUUUGGGACAACUUGUAUAAGUAAAAUCAAAUUUUGAUGAAAAUCGUAAAUAUUACGGUCUUUAAAAAAAUGUAUAACUGAAAUUUACCCCGAAUCGUUGUUCGUUGAUUACAGGUAUAAAUUAAUUAACUUUAUGUCUCCCAUCUACAACAGUGACCCACCCGUCCCCAGUAUCGGCUUUUUUUUGAUUUCGAAUUUCUUACAAAUACCAACGAAUUGCAUAUUAAUAGUAUUUGUACCUAUAUCAGGCAUGCUGUCCGACGAUUCGUUUUCGAGAACCAUGGUCUAAUGAAACGAAUGUACGGCGAGCAGCGGCACAUAUCCGUAUUGCGCGCCGAUUUAGACACCAACGACAUAGAAGGUGGUGUUUGGAACCGCCGUCGGGAAGAAUCGUCACUAAACCGAUACGAUUCACAACCGUCGUCUCCGUCAUCGCCACCGCCAGCAUCACCGACUUCGACUUCAACCAGCACCACCACAACGACCACCUUCCAAUCAUCCCCGCCCACCAACACUACCGUGCCUGAAGUAGUCUCGGUGCCCACUACAACCGUUGCUGUCGAUAUUGAAGAAGACGGUACAGAUAACGCUACGGACGAUCCGCUGCAGGAAACAACUACCGAAGCGAUACCGUCGACCGAGCGCACCGAACAGAUGGAGCAACCGGGAUUUUUUCAGGAAUCGACGGUCACUACGGAAAAUCCCCAGAAAUCAAAAGGCAUGUAAGUACUAAAGAGACGCAAUCAGUUGGUGUAACUAUAUUAAUGUAUUACAUGAAACGAUGAACCGAAUGUAUAGAAGAUUUGUUUCUUGAUUUGGUUAGAUUUUUGAACUAAAAAACAAUGUUACAUUAUUUUAGAAUAUUGCCGUUAGCCACUGUAACGUUUGAAUGGGUUAUAUUCAAAAUUGUAUUUUUUAUAAGUCGCAUUAUACAAUUAAUUUUGAAGUCGGACGAAAUUCUCGAUAUCCUUCUGGUCCCUCGUUUUUCUCGUUAUCAAACUUGCUGUUCUUUACGGUCAUAAAUCCGACCGACAAAUUUUGAUUUAACACUGCGUGGUGCUUAACUUGGAAAAUAACAAAUUAUAAAAUGAAUCAAUGUUGAAAACUCGUUAAUUGCUUGAUUUAAAGCUGAAUUUUUGUUUUUAUAAUUAAAAACUAGUGCUAACCGCGUCACAACUCAUUCAGGAGUUUAAUAAUUUAUUGCGACAUUAUUUAAAAAUAAUAAUAUCAACAAAAAACCCAUUGUUAAAAUAGAACGUAUGCCAUAUAUUUUGAUUAAGUGUAUGUUUUUAUACCAAAAUGGAACGGUUUAUUGUGUUCGCAGUAACGCUUGUCCCGUAAAGGAAGAGGUGGUCGCACCGUUUUGGGCAAACAACACCAGAGGCGAAGUGCUUGCACUGCUAAAUCUCUACCCGUUCGAGCAGUACGUCCACUGGGAACGAUGCACGUAAGUAUAAUCAGUUAUAUAAUCCGAACGGUAAACACUUUUUCCCCCGUCCCGUUUGCAUGUGUCGCACAGGUUCGAGAAUAAGCAGAUGUUCUGCCGCCAAGGAUGCCGUUGCGAACAGCAGUACCGAUUGCAUAGACUGCUCGCCUACGAUCCGACUAACGACUGUCGCGGUAUAUUUUCGGACUGGUUCAAAUUCCCGUCGUGCUGCGUGUGCCGUUGCUACGAUCUACCCAACGACCUCAGGAUCACGUCCCGUAGUCCCCGUGUCGACGGUACCAGCAGCAGCAGCAACGACCUCGAUACGUGGUUUCAAAAUCCGUUAAACUCUUAACUUUUGCUUUUCUUUAUAGCCUUUUAUUAUUAUUAUUAUUAUUAUUAUUUUUUCGUUGUUGUACCCUUACACUGUUUUUAAACAAACUGUUUCUGGACGAUCGACUUUUAGUUAUAUUUAUUUCGUGUUUGCGUAUAGGUUUUAGCCUGCUGCAAUUUAUUAUUUUCGUUUUAAUGUGUAUCUUAUAUUUAUUGUACAUAAUUUGUAGUGUACAUAAUAUUUAUAUAGUGUAAGCUGUUUGAGUUUUGUGAUACAUUUUAUUUAUAUUUAUUUUUUUUUUUAAUGUACGACUGCGAAUAUAUAUGCGAUACCUAUUCAGUGUACACAUACGAGUUUUAGUUAUAUUUUUUAUUUUUGAAAAAUAUCUAAAUUUGUUACCUAGCUACUUGAUAAAAACUAUUAGCCUGAUACUAUUAUACUGAUACUUGGUACUUUAUAAUAAUAACUAAUAAGUCAUUAAUAG